AUGUUUGGUGAUUUUACAUUACCCUAUUCAAAAAGGGUACACCAUUGUCCUAAAGCAUGGCCUGAGAGAGUUACAAGAAUUUCUAUGGUCCUCGGUCUUCAUGCUCUAAUCGAUUUCAUUUCUGUUUUAGUUAUUCCGAUUUUACUUCACGUUAAUAAGAGAUUUCAUCGUAAUAAAAUUCACGUGAACUUAUCGGAUCGUUAUCAAAUCACAGAAAAUAUAAAUUCUCUUCGUACAUUAUUACGCAUGUUCACAUUUCAUUCUCUAUUUCGAGGUCUUCACCUGGUUGCAGUGUCUAUGUUUUUUGCUUUUCGUUUGAAAUCUUCUGUCGGAAAUGCUAUUUAUCUGGAAGGUCUACAGCUAACACCAUUAUACGCAUUAACCUUACCAAUUGCUAUAGUAUGGACAGAAAAACAUGUCAGGAAAACUGCCCAGGAAAAUUGCCGGAAAGCUAUAGAAUUAAAGGGCAAUGAAGCAGCUAAUCAUUACUUUACAAUUUUUGCAGCACCAACAAGAAGAAAUGCUUAA
Messenger RNA from Brugia malayi, 528 nucleotides. RefSeq lists its product as uncharacterized. Bases 1 to 528 code for a protein of 175 amino acids. The transcript is spliced from 4 exons. The record is from RefSeq and is a predicted model, not a curated record. Lineage: Eukaryota; Metazoa; Nematoda; Chromadorea; Rhabditida; Onchocercidae.